GCGAACGCGCGCGCGGCGCGCGUGCGUGGUGCAGUCACCAUCACGGCGGCGCACCGCCCGGACGCGGACGCUGAAGAUGCGGGCAAGGGUCAACGCAUUAUGAUCAUCGGCGGCGACGGCUACUGCGGCUGGGCGACGGCGUUGCACUUGUCCAAGCGCGGCUACGCGGUCUCCAUCGUCGACAACUUGUGCCGUCGUUCUAUGGACGACCAGCUCGGUUUCAACUCUCUGUCUCCGAUUAAGGGUAUCCACGAGCGCGUGCGCAAGUGGAAGGAAGUCAGCGGCCGCGACAUCGACCUCUUCGUCGGCGACGUCUGCGACUACGAAUUCUUGGGCGCCGCGUUCAAAAAGUUUGCGCCGACGGCGUGCGUUCACUUCGGUGAGCAGCGCUCCGCGCCGUACUCCAUGAUGGACCGCACCCGCGCCGUGUUCACGCAAACGAACAACGUCAUGGGUACCAUCAACGUGUUGUACGCCAUCAAGGAAUUCGCCCCGGAAUGCCACUGCAUCAAGCUCGGCACGAUGGGCGAAUACGGCACCCCGAAUAUCGACAUCGAAGAAGGUUACAUCACCAUCACCCACAACGGCCGCACCGACACGUUGCCGUACCCGAAGCAAGGUGGUUCUUUCUAUCACUUGUCCAAGUGCCACGACUCCGCGAACAUGUUGUUCUGCACCAAGGCGUGGGGCAUUCGCACCACCGACUUGAACCAAGGCGUCGUCUACGGUCUCUCCACGGAUGAAACCGACAUGCACCCGGACUUGGUGAACCGCCUCGACUACGACGCCGUCUUCGGUACCGCGCUCAACCGCUUCUGCAUCCAAGCGGCCGUCGGUCACCCGAUGACCGUGUACGGUAAGGGUGGCCAAACCCGCGGUUUCUUGAACAUCAGAGACACCGUGCGCUGCAUUCAAAUCGCGUGCGACAACCCCGCGCCGCCGGGCGAGAUGAAGAUUUAUAACCAAUUCACGGAGCAAUUCUCCGUGAACGAACUCGCUGCUAUGAUCACGGAAGCCGGUAAGAAGGUUGGACUGAAUCCAGAGGUCAUCACCGUGCCCAACCCGCGCACGGAGAUGGAGGAGCACUACUACAACGCCAAGAACUCCAAGCUUCAAGAUCUCGGCCUCGAGCCAAUCGCGAUGCGCGGCGAAUUCUUGGAGGGCUUGUUGAAGCAAAUCAUCACCUACAAGGAUCGUGUCGACCAGCGACUCAUUCUUCCGGGAGUGAACUGGAAGGAAUCCGCUUCCGUCGCGGAAGUCAUUGCUAAGUAAGCAUUUAGGAGGCCUAUAGCGAGUCUCGCGAACCAGAAAAAGUUGUUCAAUCAAGCCGUUGUCAAUAUGACCCAACAUCAUUCAUCGA
Messenger RNA from Ostreococcus lucimarinus CCE9901, 1360 nucleotides. RefSeq lists its product with no specific name. The coding region runs from base 100 to 1272 and encodes 390 amino acids. Gene Ontology annotation, biological process: glycolipid biosynthetic process; sulfolipid biosynthetic process. Gene Ontology annotation, molecular function: UDPsulfoquinovose synthase activity. The record is from RefSeq and is a predicted model, not a curated record. NCBI's taxonomy places the organism in Eukaryota, Viridiplantae, Chlorophyta, Mamiellophyceae, Mamiellales, Bathycoccaceae. The transcript has a single exon.